This is a messenger RNA of Paracoccidioides brasiliensis Pb18, 636 nucleotides long. RefSeq lists its product as uncharacterized. Gene Ontology annotation, biological process: mitochondrial electron transport, NADH to ubiquinone. The coding region runs from base 1 to 636 and encodes 211 amino acids. The transcript has 3 exons. The record is from RefSeq and is a predicted model, not a curated record.
AUGCUCUCCUCCACACGCUCCCGUCUCUGCCUCGUCGCCACUCGAUCGUCCCCUUCCCGCCUCAUUCCCCGCGGUUUCACAACCUCCGCGGCCAAUCUCUCCGAGCCUGCAGAGAACGCCAUCCCAACCCACAACCCCAACCUGCGCCAAAAGGUCGCCUCCAUCUCAGAGACCAAUGCGGUUCCAGUAGACUCGAUGGGCGCGCAGGAUGCCGCUCUGCAAGAAUCGACUGAAGAGGCACGGCGCAACCUAGCCAAACAAGCGCCCAACCGGACCACUAUCUGGGCGAAGAGCCAGCAGCCGCGGGAGAAGGCGAUGACUGGCCCGCGAUUCGAGCAGACUGUGAUGGAGUAUCAGCCCCGGCCAUACGCAGCCAUUGAAUUGAUUCACAAGCAGCCCGUCCGAUGGACCAAGGAGAAGGUAGUCUCGUGCGACGGUGGUGGAGGGCCCCUCGGCCACCCCCGAAUCUUCAUCAACACAGACAAGCCACAAAUUUGCAUGUGUGAAUACUGCGGACUUCCAUUUGCAAAUGAACACAACCGGAAAGCUCUCGAAGCACUACCACAAACGUCGUAUCCAUUGGAGUCAUUGGGGGAUCCGGCGGGAGUAAACAAAGCUUCUUCAGAGCAACGAUAG